CUAAAAUGCUCUUUAGGCAGUCAGCUCACUAGGUUUUAAAACACAAGUCACUGGGUUUCUUCCUAGGGGCCCCGCUCAUCUGCCCUUUCGCUCGUCCUCCACCAGGGUUUUUCCGUUUGUUUUGACUAUAUGUUGCCUUUGCGAGUUGAUUCACACAAAUCCCGGUCUGCCGUCGCGACCAAUCGCGCUGAGCCGGUGACGCUUCGGAGGGCCGUCCGUCCGUGCGCCUGCAUUCAUAAACGGAUGUGAUAAGUGUUGAAUGUACUGUACAGAGACGAAACUUGGACCAUGGCGGAAGAAGACGACACGAAAAUCCGGAUUUUGCAGAGCCUCCGAGGAAAAAUAUGCGAAGCAAAGAAUUUGGGUCCGAGCUCCGGGCCGAACCGCCUCCGUGACCUCUGCACCUUCUGUACAAUCAGUUUGGACCAGGAGGAAGUAUAUCGCACAAAAGUCUAUGAGAAGAGUGUAAGUCCGUUCUAUAGCGAGGACUUCUACUUCGAAAUUCCACGCCCGUUCCAGUGCCUGUCAUUCUACGUGUACGCUAAGAGCAUGUUCCAAAUAAGGGAUCUACCUGUAGGGAAAGUAGCCAUCAGGAAGGAAGAUCUAUAUAAGUACUGCGGGAAAGAGAACUGGUUUCAGUUACAGCCUGUGGAUCCACACUCAGAAGUUCAGGGGAAGGUUCAUUUAGAGAUGAAGCUGAAUGAACUGAUCACAGAGAAUGGUUCCAUCUGCCAACAGCUUGUGGUUCAGAUAAUUGCCUGUCAGGGUUUGCCGUUGAUAAGUGGGCAGAACUGCGAUCCAUACGCUACAGUAACGCUCGUAGGACCCGCCAGGUCUGACCAGAAAAAAACUAAAGUGAAGAAGAAAACCAGUGACCCUCAGUUUGAUGAGAUAUUUCAUUUUGAGGUCACAAGGUCAAGCAGUUACAAAGGGAGAUCACAUUUUCACGUGGAGGAGGAGGACAUAGAGAAACUAGAGAUCAAGGUGGAGCUGUGGAAUAAUGGUAACUUGGCACAGGACGUGUUCCUCGGAGAGACACGAGUAUCUGUGAAAAUCCUGAGAAACGACAGUGUUCACAAAGCAUGGUACUUGCUACAGCCGAAAGGAAACGGUACAAAGUCUAAGCCAGAUGAUCUGGGUUCUUUACGUCUGAAGGUAACAUACACGGAGGACAACGUCCUGCCCUCUGCCUGCUACACGGACCUCCGCAACCUAAUACUCAAAUCCCCGGAUGUCAAGCCGAUCUCCGCAUCAGCGGCUCAUGUUCUGGGAGAUAUCUGCAGAGAGAGUGUGGGCUAUGAAGCUCUGCUUCCUGUGGUCAGACUGCUGCUCCAUCACAACAGACUGCUGCCCUUUCUCACCUCUGUUGCUGCUCUGGAGCUGGAGAAUACACAAGAAGCCAACACCAUAUUCAGAGGCAAUUCUCUGGCCACCCGCUGCAUAGAUGACAUGAUGAAGAUUGUGGGCAAAAGUUACUUGAACGUCACUCUCAAACCUGUUCUCAAUGAGAUCUUUGAAUCAAGUAAAGCCUGUGAGAUUGAUCCCGUCAAACUGAAAGAGGGCGAUAAUGUGGAAGUCAACAAGGAGAAUCUUCAGGGAUAUGUACAUAAGGUUUUUACGUCUAUAACACAGUCCAGCUCCAGCUGUCCUCCCCUCAUGUGUGACGUCUUCAGAUCACUCAGACAGCUGGCCUCUAAACGCUUUCCAGCGGAUCCUCAUGUGCAGUACUCAGCGGUCAGUAGUUUCAUAUUCCUGAGGUUCUUUGCGGUGGCUGUUCUCUCUCCACACACCUUCCAGCUGAGAACCCAUCAUCCUGACCCCGAAAUUUCCCGCACUCUUACUCUUAUCUCUAAAACCAUCCAGUCUCUGGGCAGCUGGGGCAGCCUUUCCAAGAACAAACUGGCUAGUUUUAAAGAAACCUAUAUGUACGAUUUCUUCAAAUUAUUUCAAGAAGAUGACUGUAUAGAAAAAGUUAAAAAGUUCUUAGAUGAGAUCUCCUCUAAUGUAAGCAAGGAGUCCAGUGGAGUGGAGGACUCAUUUGUCCUGAAGGAGGGAGAGGUGCAUAAGCGGGCCCAGGGCAGAAAGCGAAUAGGAAAGAAGAACUUUAAGAAACGCUGGUUACGAUUGACCAAUCAAGAGCUGUCCUAUCACAAGCAGAAAGGGAAAGAAGCACUGUGCGUCAUUCCUGUGAAAAACAUCCUUGGUGUCGAGAAACUGGAUGAAAGUGCCUUUACCCGCAAAAACAUGUUUCAGGUAAUCCACGAGAAGCCUCUGUACGUGCAGGCGGGGAACUGUGUGGAGACCAACAGCUGGAUCGAGGUACUGAGUCAGGUCAGCCGCUGUAACCCGGAUCGGCUCAGCACGUUUCACCCGUCCGCUUACGUGGGGGGAUUCUGGUUAUGCUGUGAGGUACCCAAUGAGAGCGCCCCUGGCUGCAAGCCCUGCACUGCGGCAUUCUUGGCUAAUAUUCAACUGGACAUCGACUGUGAUCGAGAAACAGAACGAAUCUUCUCCUUCUUCUCCUCCAGCCGCUCCAGACUACAGAAGAUGGAGGAUGUCUGUGCCGGUAUGUCAGUGUAUCUUGGGCAACAGGAGGAGUGUUCAGCAUUCACUAUACAGGACCCUAAAGAGACCUUCCGUACUAUUAAAGAUCUCGGAGAAGUUCUGGACGAUCUGCAGGCUCAUCACGACUCAAAGGGAGCAUCAGCUGAUGAACCAGGAACUAUCGAGAAUCCUAUAGUUGGAAAGACAGCGUAACAUUGCGACUGCAGGACCAGGUGGUGCUGAUAGAGGGCGCUGUGUUUGUCGACAUAGAGGAGCACGACCGUGCUCUGAUUAUGCUCCGAGAAGUGCUGCGGUUCCACAUGGGACUGAGUCUUACCUCUCCAGCGAUGGCCUGUCUGGAGUUACAGUGUACUUAGAAGAAUUUGGCCAGUCAGGAGUCGAGUGGUGUAUCCGUGAGUUGCUAACAUUGGAAAAAAUCUAGCUCUUUUCUCCGCGUGCCUGUUUGGCCUCUGUCUUAUAUCAGUUUUUAAGAUGGUUUAGAAACCUCAAUCGCCAGUCCGCACAGUAAGAGAAUAUUCCAGUCACCUCUUAUUCAUUCCUAAACAGGCUGUGAAAGUCCAGACACCAGAGUUUGUCUGAGAAAUUAUAGCUGCUAAAAUAGUCUUUGAAAGAACUCAACCUUUCUUUAUAAAGCGUCAGUUGUUCUGGUCGUCUGAUGUUUUGACAGGAAAAAUAACCAUGUCAAAGGGAAUCUUCAUUGUUCUUUAUAGAUAUAGUAUCAUCCGUCUCACCCAUGCUUUUGAGUGUGUGCAUGGUUUUCUAUCUGUAGUGGAUAGAAUUAAUCUGCCUUAUACUUACAACCCCACACUUGUGUAUGAAUUAGGGACUAAUGCAGAAGCACUUUAGAUAUUUGGAAUAUUCCAGAUAAGAUUGUUUUAGAUACGUCGUAUCAACCUUUUUCUCCUGAUAUCGAUCAGUUACAUGAUCAACUCUUGUGUAAUGUUCUGUAGAUAACAUUCAUAUCCUGUAGAGUUUUACUAGCUAUUUUUCUUACGCCAAAGAUGUCGUUUUGUAGGUUUUCUUGACUUGAAAAUGGUAUACAUGUAGUUUUUUUCAAAUACAGAACUUUUAAAAAAGGAAUAUGUCUCUCUGUAUUUCAUGGACCCACACUUUGGGAGCGUCCAACAUUUUGAUAAACAUGAAGAAGAUUUCCUUCAAUCGAUCUUUGUCAUUUUUCCCAAUACAAAUAAUGACAAAUGUUAGGAUAUUUUAUAGUAUGCUGUAAACUCUGUUCCAAAAACCCAGUGAGCUGCCUUACAAAGACUGCAUUUUAAAACUCACAAAAAAAGGCUGUUCAGCAAAAUCUAAUAAUGGAAGGUCUGCCUCCUUUCCAGAGAUUGCAUUCUCAUAAUGCACUGCAACAAACUCAGUGGAAAAAAAACAAUCCUAUAGGCAUUUGAUAAAAUGCCCUAGUUUUAUAUACUAUACUAAAAAGAAGCGAUAAAUAGAAAUAUUUCACAAUAUUGGUGUUUGCCAUUUUGCUUGAAUAUUUAGCUGUUAGCUUAGCAACAUGCUAAUAGCUAAGUCUAAUUGGAAUCAUUUGGAUUUAAUGAUAUUUGUGUGUCUUGCAACACACUGUUUGGAUGCUGAGGCAGCUCACUAGUGUUUUGAAUGGAGCUAUAAACAUAGAUUGUUUAGUAAGAAUUCAAUUUGACGAGUAACAAUCACCUGCAUCAUGUUUGUUGCGUCGUGUGCAGUUAUGUGGUAGAUUUGUCAUGUCAUUUCCUGGUAACUACCUGCUGUUUAUUACAGGUCUACCGUUCACGGUUUUGUUUCAAAUAACAACCGUUCUAAACUGUACAGAAGGGUUUUCUGUGUCUUUGCUGUAACAUUGGAGACUGUUAUGUUCUGCUUGGCAUACUUGUGUUUUGCGUAUAUUGUUAGUACUCUACUCAGUGGUUCUCAACUGGAAGGUCAAAAAUAUUCUACAAGGGCCAUGGGCCUAAAUGAAUAUACAAUAUGAAAUGCAAACCAUAAAAUAGUGAGUAGUUGAGACUUAACCUUUAAACUUAAAAAUAACACCCUAUGUAAUGAUGCAAGAAAUAUAUAUAUAGGAAUGAACAUUUCAACAGUUUAGUUCUAUUGAUCUUUAAUUAUGAAGAACAUUCUUCUUUCAAACUAUAGCAUCACUUUUUCAUUCUUUUAUCAUUUUUUGAUGUAGAUGAGUUUGACAUGAUGAUGUUUAAUGUCCCCAACAACUUCUACUGUAUAGUCCCAUUUAGCCACUUGUUACCAACUGCCUUUUUCAAGACGAGAUUUAAAGUCCCUUGAGAUCUUACUUCAGGCAUUCAACCAAAAACCAAUUGAAAACAACUCCUUGACUUCAGGAUGGUGGAACGGGAAGUAAUACAAUUCUAACUCAUUUCUGAGUUUUGGCCUACAAAAAUACAUCAUCACUGCGGUCUAUAAAAGUGAUGAAUUCUGAGUUCUGAUUCUGAUCUGGCAGAUACCAACAUGGACGGCUUGAGAAAAAAACUCCCAGAGGAAUUAAAUACGGGUUGCAGUGAGGACAUGGUUCGUCAAAAUCUCAAUGAUUUGAGAAUAAUUUGCUGCUUAGAGCAUGAAACCACUGAACAUUUUUACGAUACACAAUAUUGGUACCACUUUAGGCGUCCAAUAUAAACUCUGGGUCAUGAAGCAAAACCACUUGAGAACCACUGAUCUAAAUAAACUAAAAACCUGUUGAUAUGUCACAUAAAAUUAGAGUGUACUUAGCAUGAUCAUUUUAAAUCCUUUCAAAAAGACACCUUAGCGAUAUGAGAAAAGAACAUGUGACAAAUAAUAAGCUAGUCUUGCUUUCUUAAACCUGGGCAUAUCAGAAAAAGCUAAUUGAAUUCUGUCACACCUCAAACUCCAUUGUAACAUUGCAUUCGGAACAAAAACACAAGUAAAACUACAGAACAUGAGUCUACAAGUGAUGUGCCUCUAAACCAGAUACAUAUAUUUUUGUAAUCGUGACUUUUUGAAAGCUGAAAGAUUGUAUUGAGCAUUGAUAAAGAGGCUUGGAACACAAUUUGCCGUUUCAGCACGAACAAUUAUGCAACAUUCACCUUCCAGUUAUGGUCUCAGAUUAUAUAUAUAUAUAUUUGUAUUAGGUCCAUCAGAUUUGUGUGUAUUUAUCUUUUCUCACAUGUGAUGUGUAGAUGUUUGUAGCACACUGUGAACUGAGUGUCGUCAUGAUAUGUUGAUGCAUUGGUUGAAUGGUACGUGGAUGUUUAUCUGGUACUUGUGGCUCCAGUGAGCUUCAGUUGAAAUGUGGUACUGAUCAUCCUCACCAAAGAGCAGUGUGGGCUCGCUUAGCAUUGCGGUGAUACCGCAGACCUCCUCCAUUCAUUAGACCUGUCGGAUCGAAUUUAGUGGUUUCUGUGUAAAGCCAACCCAACCCCCACCCUUCUCUGAAAUGGGCAUAUUUUCAUCUCGUGUAAACACACAGGAACCAUUACGACCAGCAUCUAGUGGCCUUUAAGACCCCCAAAUCCCCCGGACUAAAGGUUGUUCUUUUAGCACUUAUCUUUGAGUCGAUGGAACAAUGCAGACGAUGUCAUUUUCCUUUUUCUUGAAUGUAUAUCGGUACGAAUCUACAAUCAACAUAUCAGAAGAACGUUUCGGAUGUACUCCUGUUGUGAUGUGUGUGUGUGUGUGUGCUCGAAAUUCCACCCCGUUGCUGUAAUUGGGUCUGCAAGUCGCCUUUUGAAAACCUUGUAGUUUAAAUAAUGCAUUUCUUAAAUUAUUAUAUUUUUAGAUCAGUAAUGUAGGUCUGUAAAACUGCUAUAAAUAUUUGCACAAAUUUGACCACUUUUUUUUUUUUUUUUUUGUCUACCCAUUCCCAUUCCUCUUCCAAUGUAUUACUAAUUGUACUGGACAUGUUUGCUUCAUUUUGUUAUUUAAAUGUUUUUAUACCAUUAUUUUCACAAUACAUGCUCACGUAAUUCCUGUGUUAUUAGUUCUGUGGAAUUAAUUUGCAAUAAAUAUAUUGUUCGUGUGA
This is a messenger RNA of Carassius gibelio (silver crucian carp), 6550 nucleotides long. Its product is annotated as ras GTPase-activating protein 2. The transcript has 24 exons. The coding region runs from base 289 to 2757 and encodes 822 amino acids. The record is from RefSeq and is a predicted model, not a curated record. Lineage: Eukaryota; Metazoa; Chordata; Actinopteri; Cypriniformes; Cyprinidae. Gene Ontology annotation, biological process: regulation of GTPase activity; intracellular signal transduction.